CUCGCCACCCUAAGCUGUGCCAGGAAUAAAAUCAAUACAUUUCUUAAAAAUAAAGUUUAAAACAACCCGGUUGUAAACAAAAUUAAGCUGCUCAGGUUUACUACAAAUUAAAUCCAACACAGAAGAGAAAAAGGGAUAGCUCACAGCAUAAACAAGUAAUAACUCAAUUUGGAAUGGAUUCUGUGGACCAGCAACUUAAGGAGCUGUCCUUUCUAAAAGACUCCCCUUCAAAAACCUCUUCAUCUGCUGCCAUUGGUCAUGUUAACGUUGCGGAGCUAGUUAACAAAAUACGUCAAAGGCAAAGUGAAUCUUGUACGAUGAUGGACGGACCUCCCAAGCCACCAAAGAAAUAUAAUGAGUUACCCCAGGUUCCAUCAAGUAAACAGGUUUCUUGUUCGCGGGAACCGCUGUAUUCAAAACCUCUUUUUGGAAUUGACAAAACAAUGAAUGGACCCAUGCCUUUCAGAAAACUCAACAAUUCUAAUUUGGGAAUUGCUGAAAUGUCAAUUAACAGAAAGACAACUUUGGACAAUCCAGCAAUAUUGGAACAGCAAUUGGAAGCUCUGGCCUACCACAAACUUCAAAUGGAAAAAAAGGGACUUUUAGGAGUGCAAGUUAAAGCAUCACAAUCUGCAAACAGUUUCGCAGAGUCCCCAUCAGGCACGCUGAGCAAAAGCUUAAUAUAUGGAAAUAUAAAUAUAGAAAAAGCAAAACAAACAAAGGAGAUAGGUAUUUCUUCAAGUACCUACUCAAAUGUUCACAAAACUGAGUUCAAAGACAUGAGCCCGUCACGUAAAACGCUGUCCGUUUGCACAAAUUUGUUAUCAGAACACGAAGUAGAGGAUGACCUGCUGCCACCUCCGAGCCCAGAGAGCGCUGUGAGCUCUUCUUAUAGCGAGCUUCGGCAAGCCUCUACUGCUUUUAACAAGCCAACAGGUUCUCUGCAAAAUAAGCAUAAAAUAAUUCCUUCGUUACAAAUAUAUGCAAACCAAUAUGAGCUGCAACAUGGUGCUAUAAUGAAGAGUUCUACUUAUGAUUCAAUAUAUGAGCCUAUAAACCCUCGUCCUUCUGGAGACAUGUUGCACCGGGAAAGAUGUAAUCUGUAUGGGUCAUCCAUCAAUGAUAAUAAUAUUUCAGGCAGUUUCGGUGACGUAAAUAUUUCGAAUUCAGUGGAAGCGAGCCAUUCGUUAUUAUACGCGAAUGAUAACUGUCUAAGCACAUGCUAUAUUGGAAAAACUACUCAUAAAAAUAAUGAAAAGGGACUUAGUAACUAUAUAUCUACAGCCCCCGAUCCAAUACAAGAAUUUGAAAACUACGGUAGAUGUGUUAAAUGCAAUUCACGUGUACUAGGAGAGAGUAGUGGGUGUACAGCAAUGGAUCAAAUAUACCAUAUUUCAUGCUUUACUUGCACAGACUGUCAAAUAAACUUACAGGGAAAACCAUUCUACGCAUUAGACGGCAAACCAUACUGUGAAUAUGAUUAUUUACAAACACUGGAAAAAUGUUCGGUUUGCAUGAAGCCCAUUUUGGAAAGAAUUCUUAGAGCUACCGGAAAGCCAUACCAUCCUCAAUGUUUUACAUGUGUUGUCUGUGGAAUAAGCUUAGAUGGGCUAUUAUUUACAGUUGAUGCUACUAAUCAAAACUAUUGUAUUACAGAUUUUCAUAGAAAAUUUGCUCCUCGCUGUUGUGUCUGCAAACAACCAAUCAUGCCAGAUGCUGGACAAGAAGAAACGGUCAGAGUGGUGGCCUUAGAUCGAAGCUUUCACCUCGAGUGCUAUAAGUGCGAGGACUGUGGGCUAUUACUGUCAUCUGAAGCUGAAGGCCGCGGAUGUUAUCCCCUAGAUGAUCACGUUUUAUGUAAGAGCUGCAAUGCCCAACGUGUUCAGGCUUUAACAAAGCGCAUGACAUCGGAACAUUAAAAAUAGUUAUUAUCGUACUAUUGAGUUGUUAAAAACCCGUUUUUUAUUUUAAUUUAUAAGGCAGAGUAUUUAACAACACAACCUAAAAUUGAAUAAUUGAUAAUACCUAAACGAAAACGCAUAAUUUAGGCAUUUUAUUUAUUUAUUAAUAUGUUCAAAGAAAUAUGACCCUUUUAGCAAAUCAUCUCACUAUUAGACAAAAUAUCUAUAAACUAGGUGUCAGGUAAAAUUUUUCCCACAGGCUGCUGUGUUUACAUAUUUGAUGAAAAAUAAACUAAAGAAAUGAAUUUGCUAUUUGCCUCUCUUGUAAAAUCACUAUUACGAGGCACUGAACGACUAUAGCGGUCUUCCAUGUAUGAACAUAAAUUCUGAUAGUUGCAAAUUUCUAUAAAGGCAACUAUUCCUACACGCGAUUUAAGCACUAUGGGUGUUUGUGGGUGUCACUUUCUUAUUCAAGAACUAUACAUUUCAAUUAAAAUAUUUGAGAAAAUUCGCGGACAUAACUAGACCGACUCGGCUGGUAAACUCGAUCAAAACAAGAAAAAAGUUAACUUUGCAAGCCAAAGCUUGUAUACUCCUGCAGUUAUAGGAAAGCAGUGUUAAAGAAAAUACGAUCAAAAUAAACAAAGCUAAAUUUAAAAAAAAAAUAAAUAUUUCAUUAUUGAUCGCACCUUUAACACCUUUUUUGUUUAAUAUCAGAGGUUUUCGUUUUAAACAUAAAUUAUGUAACACAUAUACUUUCCCAAUAUUCGUAGAAUUCAAGUUUCUUAUGGGAAACUGUUUAUAAGAAAUUAAUUAAUAUAAAAGAGAAUUGAUACACAAAAAUAUCAAAAGCUCAGUCAGUGUUAUAUGUUCUGAACUAGUAAACGUUUCCAUUUUUGUUGACUAAUAACUUUAAAGGGUAACAUUUUUAAAUAAUUAAAAUUUAGUUUAGAUACGCAAAAAAAGUCAAUAUUCACGCAGUGUUAUAUGGUCUAAACUGGUAAAUGUGUCAAAUUUUGUUUAAAUUUAAUUUUAAAUCGUUUUAGCCGUUUAAACGUUGGUAUUAACACAAAUCGAGUUCAAAGGGAAAUACCUUUCUAACAACGUAUAGCCAAAUCCUGUAGCUUCAGUAGUUCACAAGGAAUGAGUAUACAACAUUUUGCUAUUUAUAGAUGUUUUCUCGCCGAAGUAGAUAGUUUUUCCAAAAGUGGUAAAACUAAUGUUUGUCAUAUUGAGCUGUUUAACAUCGUCUAGAAUCAGGACUCUAAAAUAACGUUUUGAGACAAACUGACAAAAAAAUACAAUUAUUAUUUUGAGAAGACUCCCAAAGUCUUGUUUUGACAGUUGAGGUGUCAUUCGAUGCGCAUUUUAAUAGAGAAUACAACUAGGUCAAUAGUGGGGUAUUUAUCCCCAGCCCCAACACAUUAAAUUUUUACUAUUACACUUUCCCCACCCUUUUACCAGAACAAAUUGAUUUUCUUAAAAUCUUAGUAUGCAAUUCUUCAUAUACUAAAUGCAAUACCUUUCUAUUGAUGUAUCACUAGUAACAAUCGAACGAUUACUGUAGAUUUUCAUUUCUUCGUGAUAGUAAGUAAUCGCCUUCGUACACCCUCCUGGUGCGCUUCGACAAGUGGACUACCGUCCACGGUGAUAUGUAUGUCCGCUUGUUCCAAAGGAUAUAGUCGUCCGACCUUGGUAAAAUUAAAUUCGAGUUCUCAACUAAUCAAAAUAUAUUAUUUCCAAGCGUAGCGUUAAAGAACACCAAUGAUAUAAUUUAAAACAAAAAAAUAAAUUAAUUUCGGCAAACCGAAGUUUGUAGUUAUAAGAAAUAAUCAACGUUAGUGUCACCAUGUGAAAUUAUUAAGGCUUCUUGAUGGCUUCAUUGAUAUUAAAUAAUAUAUAUUUAAA
Drosophila biarmipes is the source of this 3809-nucleotide messenger RNA. RefSeq names its product lipoma-preferred partner homolog. The transcript has 8 exons. The record is from RefSeq and is a predicted model, not a curated record. Lineage: Eukaryota; Metazoa; Arthropoda; Insecta; Diptera; Drosophilidae. Gene Ontology annotation, biological process: cell-cell adhesion. Gene Ontology annotation, cellular component: focal adhesion; stress fiber. Bases 174 to 1919 code for a protein of 581 amino acids.